CACCGUGCUGCCUGGAGACUUAUGGCAGUAGACUGUAUUCCUUCCAAGAUGGAGCUCACCCAAUGUUUACCGUUGUGAAAGUGUUGCUUAUUGUGGGAUUUAUUCCUAAAACAACUCAUUCAUGCCAAAUAUUUUUUUGUUUUACUGAUUCUAGCAUAUGUACGUGCAUCCAUUCACCUAGAGCUGGCACUAUUCCCCCGUGCAGUGUAUUGUGAAUAGAUUUAAAAAACAUUCUUAUAACGGAGUGUAGGCGUAUCUCUCUGUGUGCGUGACAGUCUAAUUACCUGCUGGCAUUUACCUGCGAUAAAAAGAUAGCCAAGUGGAUUACUAUCUAGUAUAUGUACAUAUAUAAUAAAGAUUCAUUCUAUUCGGAUUAAGUGUGAGGACUAUCUACCUGGAUCUAGGGAGCACACGUCCAGGAGACAGUGGAUAAAACAAUGUCAGCAGUGUGAAUCAAAGAGGAGGAAAUCAGGACCAUCUUCUGUUGUAGUCAGUGAAUGAGUAGCCGAUUGUUAACCGGCCUCAUUGGGAUGUAAAUAGAACAGAAUAAAAUGUAGAAUGGAGGUUUUAAUAGCAUUAUAUCUGAUGUUUUCCCCAGACGGUGGAACAUUUUCUUCACUUUAACCAGGAGGAGCCGCUGAAUGGUCCUAGGGCCAAGUCUCUACACACAGAUAGCAUACUUGUCCACUUCAGUUCAUUAGUGCUGAAUUUGUGUUGACGAGGAGGGGCCCAACUACCAAACUACCUCGGCGGACCCCCCACUCUAAACGGAGACUAUGGAUUAUUGUUAUUCACUAUUUCACUGAGGAAGUGAGACGUGAGUGCUAUUGUAGUGAGAUACGUCACUUAAAAGACUUGGACUUACUUCCGUUUGUGUUUGCUAAUUUCUAGAAGUUCAGUUAUUUCUUAUGUAAAAAAUAUUUUGAACACAUCGGAUUUAUAGACCUGUGCAUAUAUGUCAGUGAUUGUGUUGAUUCUUACAUUGCUGGAUUACUGUCUCAAUACAGACUGCUAUAGGUCAGUGUAUUCUUGAAAUAUCUAAAUUCGUUUCUGUAUUGGACUUAAUGUUCUGACACCAGUUCCGAGAGAUUCAAUAGCUCGGGUGUGUGUGGAAUGUGUUUAUCGGCUUCUGAUUUAUUGGAUUAUCUUCUUGUCGCGCACUGAAGAGCGGCGUGUCACGAGACCACCAUGAGCGCCAGAGGGGAUAGUUUCUGGAUUUCACGCGCCCUGCUGGUCGUGCUGGUGUCUGUCGCUGUGUCCAGAGGCGACUAUCCAUUCGGUAGCAGUGACCCAUUGACUCAAGGACUUCCGGAAUGGGAGCAGCAACCAGAACCCAAUUAUUACGUCGUCAAGAACCAGCCGGUGACAAUUACCUGUCGAGCGACACCUGCGAUUCAGAUUACCUUUAAAUGUGUUGGCCAUCAAAUACCCAACAAGAACAUCGUCAACAAAGAAAAAAUUGACCCCCGGACCCGGCGCAAGACCUUGGAGUCCAGUAUCGAGGUGACGCGUGAGGAGAGAGAUGAGUAUUAUGGCACUGACGGCUACUGGUGCGAGUGCACCGCCUGGAAUAAUGUCCAGGGAACUGACCAGCCCCAGAGUAUCAAGAGUACCAGGGGAGUCGUCGAAACAGCGUUUCUGAGAAAAAGAUUCGAACGGGUUCCUAACGCAAAGAGAGUAGAAGAGGGCGCAUCGGUGGAGCUUGCAUGUCUACCUCCUGAGGGAAAACCGCUCCCUACGGUCUUCUGGCUGAAAGACAACGUGGAAAUCAACGUCAUCGUGGACAUCAACUACAUCAUCACCAGUGAGGGCCACCUCAUCAUCAACCAGGCCAGGAAGACCGACUCGGGGAACUACACUUGCGGGGCAGAGAACAUCGCCCAGAGGCGGACCAGCUCUUCUGCUUUGCUGACUGUGUUUGUCAAUGGAGGCUGGUCAGAAUGGACCGAGUGGUCAGACUGUUCGGCUACCUGUGGGAAAGGCAAACAAAGGCGCUCAAGGUCCUGCACCAACCCUGCCCCAUACAACACUGGUCUGCCCUGUGAGGGAGAGCAACAGCAGUCAGUCACGUGCAGUAAUCCUUGCCCUGACAAAAAAUUAUCACCAUCAACCUUAAGUCCAGUCGAUGACCUGGACCCAACGGAGUUUUCGCACACGGAAACGUCCAGUCAUGAGUUUCCUAACACUGCUGACCCAGUUUAUUCCAAGAGUGAUCAAGCCACAGCAGCAGCAGAUAAAGACAACAAUGUGUCUCUGUACAUUGGCCUGUGUGUCUCUGUGGCCGUGGUCCUCAUCGUCGUCAUUGUUGUGGUCAUCGUCUGCCGGAAACACAACAGAAGACGUAAUGCCUUCAGGGACAUGGGUCCAGAUGCGACACAGUCUUUGACAGAGGAGGAAAAGAAACAUAAAAAUGGAGAUAUGAUGUCAGUUCCUCCUGAUCUGACGCAGACUGUGGUUGUCACUGUCCAACACAACCACCAUCACAACCACAGCAACCAGACUUACAACCACAGCCAAGGCUCCGACGAGUCUCCAAACAACAACCACAACUCCAUGGACAAAAUUCCCAACUACGGUGGACCCGACACACCGUUCCUGCAUGACAGUUCUCCUUCGUACAGCGUUCCUGAGCUGCCCAACAUCUAUCCUCAGUCAGGGAUGGACAUGGGCCAGUACAGCGUUCCGGACGCCCAGUAUAUUACCUCGGGGCGGCCGUACUCCCCCAUCAGCCAGCUCCAGUACCAGCCGCAGAACUCGUCCCCCAGCUUUGCCAGCUCGGGGCCCUCUCCCUACUCCUCGACGCCGACCCCGCAGUUCUUUGCAGACAAGAGCGGGGUCGUGGCACAGAGACAUUCUGGUGGUGUGAGUCAGACCCCCAUGAGCCAAGUGGCUCUGACUAAGACUCUGAUGGUGGAGCCUACGAUCAAUCAUAACCUAAACACCUCGAUAGACAAAAUGGUUAUGAAAGACAAUAAGAUUGGCUUGGCUCCCCCGGCAUGUGACAGCCGCCCCUUGUCACAGUGUGACAGCCUUCAAGAUAGUCGACAGUCUGUCAUCUCUGUACAGUUGCCCGGUAACGUGGACACCGAAGCGGUCACUUGGAGUACUUUUACUCACACAGGUGGACGACUUGUGCUACCAGAGUCAGGUGUCAUGCUAACAGUACCAGAAGGUGCCAUUAAGAAAGGAAAUGUGGAAGAAUUGUACAUGGCAGUGUGUCGGGAUGAUAAAGACAGACCUCGAUUGACUGAGCAUCAAACAAUUCUAAGUCCAGUGAUACUGGUUGGUCCUCCCAGUGUCCAGCUUCUAAAACCUGUGAUCCUGUCCUUUCAGCAUUGUGCUAACAUGAGACAAGGGGGGUGGGUGCUCUCUGUCUACAAAAGUGAAUCCCCCAUUGAUGAGCCCCCCUACUGGAGAAGAGUUGUGGUCCUUGGACAUGAGACUAUCAACUCACCAAUCUACACACAGCUUGACCCUAAUCAAUGUCAUGUCAUGACAGAGUUCUUAAACCGGUACACACUGAUUGGGGAGUCUGUGCCUGGAGGAAGAGCCCUAAAAAUCUACAGGCUGGCUGCAUUUGCACCAGCUAUGCCACCCUCAAUGGAUUAUAGCAUCCGGGUAUACGUUGUUGAGGAUACAAUAGAUGCCUUAGAUGGUGUCAUACAAGUGGAGAGAAAACUGGGUGGGAAACUUUUAGAUAAACCAAAACAAAUUCCAUUCCAAGAUGGUGGUAAUAAUUUGUGCCUGACUAUUGAAGAGCUCUCUACUGGAUGGAGGAGUAAACUUGCUGCCAACUACCAGGAGAUUCCCUUCCGUCACAUCUGGAGUGGUAAUCAAAACAAUCUACACUGUUCCUUUAGUCUAGAACUACAAGACAGGGCAGUGGCCAAAAUUGCCUGCAAGAUCCAAGUUUAUCAGAAAGCCAUCCUAAGCAACAGACAGACUCUCAUUAUUAACUGCAAUAUAAAAGAUAAUGCCCCAACAUGUCCUGGAUCUAGCAAUACACUGAAACAGAGGACGUCCACAGUAAAUACAGCCUCCUCCACAGCUAGCUCAGGAUUCCACUCGAUGGUGACACUUGACCCCUCGGCCCAGGUGUUCAGGUUAGUGUCUCAGUUACCCUCUCACAUCAAGGCUCAGUUGUGUAUGCUGCUGGACCCACCGAAUGCCAGGGGAAAUGAUUGGAGAAUGUUGGCCCAGGCUCUUACAGUGGACAGGUAUAUCAACUAUUUCGCCACCAAGUCCUCACCCACAGAGCACAUUCUUGAUCUCUGGGAAGCCAGACACAGGGAAGACACAGCAGUCACAGACUUGAUGAACAUCCUAAGGGUCAUGGGAAGAAUGGAUGCUGCUGCAGUUUUAGAAAAGGACAAUGGGAGCUGGUUAUGAUGUGUUGACAGAAACAUGAAACUUUUACACUUGAAACCCUGAUGGGGAUGUCCAAUAUUUUGUUCAUUCUCCUUGUUCAGCAUCAUCACAGCUUGUGAAUGAACUCAGUGCUGGACCACUCAUGGUCUAAGGACAUCUACUUUUUGUGUAUUUAUGGUUCUAUUUACUAAAUAACCUUAUAAAACUGUAUAAGCCACUGUUCUCUACAGAGAACAUUAUUCAGACAAAGAUUUAUUUCAAAAGUAACUGUGAAUACAAGUCUGGAAUAUGUUCGAGAAAUCAAACAAAUUUUCUUCUCAUCUUAUGGACUAUUUCGAGGUGUUCACUUUAUAGAAUGAUCAUCAUCAUUCACACAGGGGCUGCAACCCCUUUCAAACCAAAGAUUUAGAAAUGCAUUUAGUAAUGCUACAGAAAGGAAGAGUCUAAUGUGGUGUACAGACUAAACUAUGGACCAGACAAAAAACAAUGCUACUAUUAUUAUGUCUGUGUGUACAAAAACAAACUUAUCAAGAUAAAAAAAAAAAAAAAAAAAAAGAAGAAAUAUUUUGAAAGGCAAAACAUGGAAUCUAUUUCACAGUUUUUUUUUGCUUUUCAAAAAUGCAUAAAAACUUUAACACCAAUAUGUAAGAAAGAAAUUUGAUAAAGGCUUAUCUUCACAUACAUUUUGUAUGUAAACAGUUUAUUUGAGAAACUACAUAGAACAAUUGUUUUGUAGAGUUUAUGUCCUAGUUUGUUUAUUCAAACUCCACAAACAGCCUUAAUGAUCACAAUAUUUACAGUCAUCUAAAUCCUUUAUUCAUUUUAUUUGAGCUUAUUUUGUUAAUUUAUUUAUCACUUCAUCUUUAAAUAAUUUUUUUUUUAAAUUUCAGAAGUAUGUCAACAUUUUGUGUGAAUCUGGCACAAAAACAAAACAUUUUACAAAAAAAUAAACACAUGUACACAUAUACACAUGUAUAUUUUCUAACUCAUUUCUCAAUGUGCAAAUAGCCAAAAAAAAAUCAAAUAAAUAAAUUAUCUAGUAAAUGUUUCUUCAGUAAAUGUCUUACAUUUCAUUUUUAAUAAAGUUUUGAAGAGUUUUAAAAUUUCAUUCAUUCAAAUACUUUGUUGUUGAUUGAAGGCCAUUUCUCUUAGGGUUACCAGACACCUGCAUCUCUAAGCAGGUCUGAAACUUUCAAAAUCAAAGACAAAGUAAACUUUAAACAUUAGACUUACAGUUUGAUUUAAAGCCAGUUGCCCAAUCAUAGUGACAAUGGUAUCAUAUUUCUCAAAGGUAUGUUUUCUUUGAGAGAAGAAUACCUAUCACUGAAUCAAUGGAGAGCCUAUUUAUUCCUUUUGUCCACUAUGUAAUGACUGUGCAUCGAUCAUUGAAAAGUCAUCACUGUUCGUAAAGUAUUUAGAUCUUCAUGUUGUGAAAAAACGUAUCAUCUUUCUGUACAGUAAAUGUAGUUGCAGUGGUCAUACAGCUGAACAUUAUUAACACCAUGCCUUCAGGUAUAUUAAGCAUGACUAUACAUCAGUUAUAACUAAGUAUGGAUCUUUAAACCAGAAGAGAGGAAGUAUUGAAUUAGAGUGUUGGAUUAUAUAUGCCAGUGCAGUUCACAAAAGCAGGACAUUUUCACAUUCUCAUUCUAUGCGUGUGUGGAUGGACGACUCCUUAAAAAACUAGACAAGUCUUCUUUUUGAUGGAUGUCUGGUAACCCUAAUUUGCAUAAAAAGUUCUUUAUAUAUUUUAAAAAAGUAUUUUCAUAGUUGUGGAAGUCUUGUGGCAUGGGUGCAAACUGGAUUCAGAAACAUCUGUGUGCCAUACUGUAUGAUUCUAGGAGUAAAACUGGUGCACAUGUACUUUGCUUUAACCUGUUCCAUAUCUAAGUUAUUGUAAUUAUGUUUUGAACUUGUGUGAACUGGUUGGAUAAGCCCCACACCGAACUCUGAACUCUACUGUACUCAAGUGGUGCUGUGAUCUUUAUUAAACAUAUGUUUUUUAUUUACUUUCUAGUACAUUUAUGUGGACUGGUUCUGUCCUUUAAUAAUGUUUAACUAAUUGUGUCCCUCAUUUAUGUUAUUGUCUGUUGUUAAUUUAAAAAAAACAAACUAAAUCAAUCAACUUUGAACUUACAACUUCAACCUUAUUGAACUGAUGUUGUAGGGUCAUUUGCAAAUUAUAAAACCUGCAUUUUUUAAAAUUUAAAUUCUAUGCUUGAAAAUAUUGUUGUAGCUGUAGUUAGUGAAUUAUUGAUACUUGGAAACAUCAAGGAUGACAAUUUAAGUUUCAAAAUAUUCAGCCUUUAUACAUAAUCAUCCUUAAAAUAUACAAUGGUCUGUGCUUUUGUGUGCUAGUUGGUAGUCUGUUAUUCUUCAUCACAUUGAAAAUCACAAAUAAUAUAUAAUAUUGACAUAUUUGUGUAUUUUAUUGGUGAACACUAGUUAGGUCUCUUGUAGUUGGCUUUAGAGUUAUGUCCCUUGUAGUGCUUUGUUUUAGAGACUGGAAAAUAAUACUUUCCAUGUUGUCAACCUGUUAAAAAGUUGAACUAUUAUCUUAGUAAAUGAAACAAAUAGGCCUACACAAGGGAAAAACAAAUGUUAUGUAAAUAUGAAUGUUGUUUUUAUUAACUCUAAAUGCUGUAUGAAUGUAAAUCUGUGUGUAUGUGUUUGCCAGUAUGCUGAGUUUGUUGAACUUCUCUUUGACUCUAGGCUAAGGGAAAUGUAGACAAUUUCUAUUUUGAUUCCAAGUCUUGACUUGUAUGAUUCCUUGACCCAUGUGCACUUGUAACAGGACAUGAUGUAACAGUAACCUAUUUCUGAAUUCUCCCAUGGGAAUAAGAUAAGAUAACCUCACAUUUUUUAGGAAAGUAGCACAUUCUGCUGCACAAGACCCUAAAUAUACAUAAUUUUUUGUCUUUUAAAAAAAAUUGUGAUGUGAAUAUUAAAAUGCUCCAGCAUUACAUCUGCUGAAAAAAUUAUAUAUAGGAUAAUUGUGUUAGUAUGAAAAACUUGUGUGUAAGUAGUAUGGUCAACUGUUGCUUGUGACUUUAUUAAAGAAAUGUCUGCAAGUCUGUUGGACACAUAUUGUGUUCAUGUCUCUUCUAAAUGAAUGUCCAACAAAUAUAUUCUCUGCUUAUUUCUUUUCUGUUUUGAUCUUUUGGAAUGGCCCAAUUUCUACCAAUAUUUCUGAUGUGAUUCUGACUAGCAUUACAAUGUUCAUAUUCACUGUUACAUGAUAUUACAUAUCUGUUGACAAAAUUAUUUAUCAUUUAUCUUUUCAAUAGACUAGCUUUAUUUUGAUAUUAAAUGAAGUCAACCAUAGCUUUAGGUGUUAAAUAUAAAUAUCUUUAAUAUGCAUACAAAAUUGGUUUUAAAUUAAAGGUCAACAAACUUGUAGUUUGUACUGAUUAGUGUUUCUGUGCGUCAUAGAUUGCUAUGAUUGUGCCUUCCAACUAAUAAUCUUAAUCCAUCCCCAUUACAAUGUAUCAACCUACAAGCUCUCAAUGUUACGGGCAUGGGACAGUACAAGGGCCAGCUAAUCCAUUUAAAGUACAUGGGACCUUGGUGUACUUUGAUAUAUGAAAACACUACAUUAGGCUGAUCAAAUAAAAUAGCAGAGUUAACGAUCGAGGGGAAUAAUAUAUUCCCACAAACCAUUCUGUUUGAGAAACUAUCAUAAAAUGUACGGUAUAUAAUAUAUGACAACAUCUAACAUCUGGCUUGACAGAUCAAGUAAAGAAAUUAUCCGAAAGACUCUAUUAUGUUCCCAUUAUAAAAAUGUAAACUACAACAACACCCAAUAAAGAGCCCAAGUCAAAUAUGUUGACUUAUUUUAAAACUUUAGCUGAGCUUUAAGUUUUUGGAAUAAUUUUAUACUGAAGUUGAAUUGUUAAAGAUAGUGUGACUUCAUCCACAUGAUCUGAACAGUUCUACAUCAGUGUGUUCUAUUUUAUGACAUUGCCACUAGUUUCAAUAAGUUGGAUGUGAUCUCAAUUAUGACUGAGAUGUUAAUCUCUUGAUAUUGGGCUGGUGGAACACAGUUUCUCUGUGUGGACUGCAUCAGUUUCCCUCUCUACAGACACUGCAUAGUUUAGCUGGCUUGACUAGCGUGAACACAGUUUCUCUGUGUGGACUGCAUCAGUUUCCCUCUCUACAGACACUGCAUAGUUAGUUUAGCUGGCUUGACUAGCGUGAACACAGUUGUCUUGAACCAGAUGAAUAUAUUAGUCCAUGUAAUAAAACAAUUUGUUGUCCAAAAAUUUGCCUGAUUGCCUCUCAUUUUUUUGAUGUAUGUAAAAAGGGAAACAAUUCUAGAAGACAUCUAGCAGGCAUAUGUACAAUAGAAUUAAACAAACAUGUACAAGGGAAAUAACCAUACAUUUGUACAUAUAUUUGCAGAAGAUAUAAAUCUUUAAUUAAAUAAAAUAAAUGUUUGAAUUGAA
Molecule: messenger RNA, 8813 nt
Organism: Biomphalaria glabrata
Lineage: Eukaryota; Metazoa; Mollusca; Gastropoda; Planorbidae
Product: netrin receptor UNC5C-like
Exons: 23
Coding region: 1189-4389 (1066 amino acids)
Biological process (GO): motor neuron axon guidance; netrin-activated signaling pathway
Cellular component (GO): membrane
Molecular function (GO): netrin receptor activity; protein binding
Source: RefSeq, a predicted model, not a curated record